Molecule: messenger RNA, 633 nt
Organism: Alternaria ethzedia
Lineage: Eukaryota; Fungi; Ascomycota; Dothideomycetes; Pleosporales; Pleosporaceae
Exons: 2
Coding region: 1-633 (210 amino acids)
Biological process (GO): small GTPase-mediated signal transduction
Molecular function (GO): GTP binding; GTPase activity
Source: RefSeq, a predicted model, not a curated record
AUGGAUUACAGCCCUCUAACUCCAGAGGUCAACGUUCUGCUGUUGGGCGAUUCGGAAGUCGGGAAGUCGACGUUCUUAUCUCGCCUGUCACUCGGUGUACAGCCUCAGGGCGACGACCUCCCACCGUAUGAACUCCCCAAGCUACGCGAUAUCGACCAGCCCUACGCCUUCGACAUCUCGCUCUACGGGCGUCCAUACAGGCUGCAGUUUUAUGACACUGCGUCGCCCCAGAACUACACUCUCCUGCACCCGCAAUUCGUGAUCCUCUGCUACGACAUCUCCUCGCGCGCAUCCCUCGAUUCUCUUGCAUCGACAUGGCUGCCGAUCGUAAAUAAGCACUUCAACUACGACGAGAACCUGCCUGUGAUGGUCCUAGGGUUGAAGCGAGACCUGAGGAAACAAUGGACGUUAGCCGAGCAUGGCCCGGAUAAGAAGGGCAAGGGGCCGAGUGUCAUGCCACACGAGGGUCUGCAGGCGGCGCAGAGGAUGCUGUGCGAUCACUAUGCUGAGUGCAGCGCGCUGACAGGGGAGCUGUGCAGGCAGGUACUGGAAGACGUUGCAAAGACGAGCGCAAAGACAACGACUGAGAAGGGCGCCAAAAGUCAAGGGGCUGAUAUGUGUACUAUGAUGUAG